AUGUCAGAAAUCUUGUCAAGAGCAUGGACUGUUUCACACAGAGUGGAGAUAUGGCUUCUGAUCCUGGUGGCUUAUUUACUCCAAAGAAAUGUGAACUCGGGACAUAUGCCAACGAAAGCUGUGGAUCCGGAAGCAUUCAUGAAUGUUAGUGAAAUCAUCAAACAUAAGGGUUAUCCCAGUGAGGAGUAUGAAGUCGCAACUGAAGACGGGUAUAUCCUAUCUGUAAACAGAAUCCCUCAAGGACUGACACAAUUCAAAAAGGAAGGAUCCAGGCCAGUGGUGCUAUUGCAGCACGGCCUUCUUGGGGAUGCUAGCAACUGGAUUUCCAACCUGCCCAACAACAGCCUCGGUUUCAUUCUGGCGGAUGCUGGCUUUGAUGUGUGGAUGGGAAACAGCAGAGGGAACACCUGGUCUCGGAAACACAAGACACUCUCUAUAGACCAAGAUGAGUUCUGGGCUUUCAGUUAUGAUGAAAUGGCUAGGUUUGACCUUCCUGCUGUGAUAAACUUUAUCUUACAGAAAACAGGCCAGAAAAAGAUCUAUUAUGUUGGCUAUUCACAAGGCACCACCAUGGGCUUUAUUGCAUUUUCCACGAUGCCAGAGCUAGCUCAUAAAAUCAAAAUGUAUUUUGCCUUAGCACCUAUAGCCACUGUUAAAUAUGCAAAAAGUCCUGGAACCAAAUUUCUGCUGCUUCCAGAUAUGAUGAUCAAGGGAUUAUUUGGCAGACAAGAAUUUCUGUACCAGACUAGAUUUUUCAGACAGCUCUUUAUCUACCUUUGUGGCCAGAUGAUUCUUGACCAAAUAUGCAGCAACAUCAUAUUACUUCUGGGGGGAUUCAACACGAACAAUAUGAACAUGAGCCGAGCAAAUGUCUAUGUGGCCCAUUCGCCUGCUGGGACAUCUGUGCAGAAUAUUCUUCACUGGAGCCAGGCAGUGAAUUCUGGUGAACUCCGUGCCUUUGACUGGGGAAGCGAGACCAAAAAUCUGGAGAAAUGCAACCAACCCACUCCCAUAAGGUACAAAGUCCGUGAUAUGACAGUCCCCACAGCAAUGUGGACUGGCGGUCAGGACUGGCUUUCAAACCCAGAUGACGUGCAAACACUGCUUUCUGAAGUGACCAACCUCAUCUACCACAAGAACAUCCCUGAAUGGGCUCACGUGGACUUCAUCUGGGGGCUGGAUGCCCCUCACCGUGUGUACAAUGAAAUCAUACAUCUGAUGAAGUGGGAACCCAGCGUUUCCCAGGGAACCUGCAAGGUCACGUUGUGA
Molecule: messenger RNA, 1269 nt
Organism: Arvicola amphibius (Eurasian water vole)
Lineage: Eukaryota; Metazoa; Chordata; Mammalia; Rodentia; Cricetidae
Product: lipase member M
Exons: 9
Coding region: 1-1269 (422 amino acids)
Molecular function (GO): hydrolase activity, acting on ester bonds
Source: RefSeq, a predicted model, not a curated record